AUGUAAACACGUCAUUUGCGUGGACUCGAAGCAGAGUAUCGAUGCGGCGAAGGAAUUCUUCAUCAUAAGGAUUUUUGAUGCUUAAAAAGUAACAAAAUGAGUGCGCUUUUCAACUUCCAAAGCCUGCUGUCGUUGCUACUGCUGAUGGUUUGUACUUGCACCUACCUUCGGUCACUGUUCCCGAGCUUGGUUGAUCGCAACAAGACGGGAAUGCUUGGCCUGUGUUGGAAGUUUGCACGAGUUGGGGAGCGGAAAUCUCCCUACAUAUCGGUUGGGUGCUUGGCGAUGGCUUUCUCGUUACUAUUUUGGUCUUAGCGAUGAUCAAGUAUUAAAAGGAGUAUAUCUGACGAGAACUACGGAUAACGAUGGCCCAUAAUUGCAUGGUAUUGUGUUGCAAUCUAGGAUACCGUUGGCAUGAUUCCUUCUACUGCAUUUCUCUCAGCGAUACAGAGCCAAAAAGGAUAUUUGUGGUGAAUUCAAACAUUUGCAUAAGCUAAUAAACGAUAAAAACAUUUAAUUCUCUCAAUGAACACUA
Molecule: messenger RNA, 535 nt
Organism: Anopheles cruzii
Lineage: Eukaryota; Metazoa; Arthropoda; Insecta; Diptera; Culicidae
Gene: ksh
Product: protein kish
Exons: 3
Coding region: 97-315 (72 amino acids)
Biological process (GO): protein secretion; intracellular transport
Source: RefSeq, a predicted model, not a curated record